UCCUCACAUUCACCUCCCUCACCGAGCAGAACACCGGCCAAUGCUUCACACUGCCGCUGCCCUGCGUGUCUGUCCCAUACGUGGGAAGCACAACAAAACCAAGGGCUUCACUUGAGGAAGUGCACCGGAGAGAGAUAAGAAAAGAGACGGCAAUCCUUUUGAAACUCAUUUUGCAUUUUUACUGUUUGCCACCGGACGAGGUGCUCCGGUUUCAGCGAAAUUCUCGGAGGACAAAGAAACAACACCUCGGAGAUAUGAACGAGUCUCUGGUGGUGAACGACUCCUCGGCGACUCUCUUGGCUGGAGAAGCUCUCCCAUGGAUGGAGGCUGAUUCUCCGGAGCUGAACAGCAGCCUGCAGUUCUCCACCGCGCGGUUAGAUUUCCCCAUCAACCCAUGGGACAUUAUGCUCUGCAUGUCAGGCACUGUCAUCGCCUGUGAAAACGCCAUCGUGGUAGCAAUCAUCUUCUACACGCCGACACUCAGGACUCCCAUGUUUGUGCUGAUUGGGAGCCUGGCCACAGCGGACUUGCUCGCCGGCAUAGGAUUAAUCCUGAACUUUGUGUUUCAGUAUGUGAUCUCCUCUGAGACUAUCAGCCUUAUCACUGUUGGCUUCUUGGUGACAUCUUUCACUGCGUCUAUCAGCAGCCUUUUGGCCAUAACAGUGGACCGGUACUUCUCCCUCUACAACGCCCUGACUUAUUUCUCAGAGAAGACGCUGCAGUACGUACACUUGAUGUUACUGGGGACCUGGGGGGUGUCUCUGUUUUUGGGCUUGCUGCCUGUGCUCGGCUGGAACUGCCUGGACGAUCCAGCCUCCUGCAGCAUAGUUCGACCUUUGACCAGGAUCAACGUCACAAUCCUUGCCACCUCCUUCUUUGUCAUCUUCGUGCUCAUGCUGGCCCUCUAUUUCAAGAUUUGCAAGAUUGUGUGCCACCACGCCCAGCAGAUCGCCCUCCAGCAGCACUUCUUUGCCACGCCGCAUUAUGUCGCCACUAAGAAGGGGGUGUCCACGUUGGCUAUCAUCUUAGGGACAUUUGGUGCCAGUUGGCUGCCCUUCGCCAUCUACUGCCUGGUAGGCGAGAGGGAGUAUCCUUCAGUGUACACGUACGCUACACUGCUGCCAGCCACCUACAACUCCAUGAUCAACCCCAUCAUCUACGCCUACAGAAACGCAGAGAUCCAGCGCUCCCUCUACGUGCUUCUCUGUGGCUGCUUUCAGACCAACAAGGCCUACCGGUCAAGAUCACCAAGUGAAGUUUAAACAUAUGCUAGGGCUCUUAUUGUGUGAAUGUAUUUGUGUGUGUGAUUAAAAGACAGAGCAAAAAAGACAAAUGGUCCUUUGACCGCUGAAAAUCUGUUUUCAGUUGACAGUAAAUGCAUACUGUAUCUGCACUUUACAACAUUUCAACACAAGUUAGGAUGAGAUUCGUGAAAAUUCUGUGAACAAAAACCUGUGAAAAAGUACAAAUGUGAAUGUAGUUGGAUGACAAAAAGGAAUGGGAAAUCUUGCACUUUAGUCCAUGUUUUUUUAAAUGCCAAAGCAGUAUUGUACAGCCCUUGUUGUGUUUAAACGUAUACACCUGUGAGUACUGUGAGCCAUUUUUCUAUUUUGUAUGAUAUUGUCUUUGAU
Messenger RNA from Eleginops maclovinus (Patagonian blennie), 1631 nucleotides. RefSeq names its product G-protein coupled receptor 6. NCBI's taxonomy places the organism in Eukaryota, Metazoa, Chordata, Actinopteri, Perciformes, Eleginopidae. The record is from RefSeq and is a predicted model, not a curated record. Gene Ontology annotation, molecular function: sphingosine-1-phosphate receptor activity. Gene Ontology annotation, biological process: regulation of metabolic process; adenylate cyclase-activating G protein-coupled receptor signaling pathway. Gene Ontology annotation, cellular component: cytoplasm; plasma membrane.